GUCCACUGGCCUCUGCCCCUCGCACAGGCCCUGUCCUGCCUUAUAACUCGCCCGAAUCGACGCCCUCUCAGAACCCCCUGUCCCUCAUGAUGUCACAGAUGUCCAAGUAUGCCAUGCCCAGCUCCACUCCACUCUACCACGAUGCCAUCAAAACCAUCGCUACCUCUGAUGAUGAGCUGAUUCCUGAGCGCUCCAUGGCGAUGAUUCCAUCAGCAAACAUGCCCGGACUGAGUGGGAGCCAGAAUCCACAGAUGCACCUGGUGUCACAGAGUGGGCCUGGAUCUGGAUCGGCAAACAGCCCCCUGGCAAUGAGCAUGGUGAGCCACCCACUCUCACACGAGCCUCCGACCCCCAUGAUGCCGUCCCCCAGCCUGAUGGGGCACAACGUCCCGAUGCACGAAGGGCACACUCCUGGACUGGGCGUGCAGAGCCCCAUGAUGGUGCACCCUCCCCAGGACUCCCUCAGCCAACCCUGCGGCCCCCUACCCACCACUGGCCCCCAGACGCUACCUCAGAACCCCAUGGUCCUCCAGCGCAUGCAGCACCAGUCCCACAAUGCCCUGCAGUCCCCGGGCUCCGGGAUGCAUCAGGUGUACCCCCCGAGCAUGGUGAUGCCUCAGGAUGAGGGUGUCCCGUCACACGGGGUCUCUGCUGGAUCAGGGCCCCCUCAGCAGCAGCCCCCUCCUCCCCACCUGAUGGUGAAGAAUGCACCAAGCCGGCCUGCAGGUGACAGCUACCAGCUCUCUGGAGUGGCCUCAGUCCUCAACGACCCAGAACUUCAGGAUGUGAUCCGACCCUCAGCCAGCGGUAUUCCCGAGUUCAACCUCUCGCGCAUCAUUCCCUCUGAGAGGCCGAGCAGCACACUGCAGUAUUUUCCCAAGGGGGACUCUCAAGCAUCGAAAGCUUCGUCUUCCAACCCUCACCUCAUGAACCUUCAGAGUAUGAUGUUGGAGCAAGCUCCUCCGAGCAGAGCCAGCCUCCCAGGACAGCAACAGCAGCAGCAGAGGGGCCUAAGCAUGCACAUUUUUCACCCGGGGCAGGUACCGGGGCCUAUAAUGGGAAGGACAGGCCUGGCAUCCCAGCACAGUGUGAUGGGGAACAGCCUGCAUCACGUUCUCAUGUCACCACAGCAACAGAACCUGGUGCUUCAGGCCAAGCAGAGGAGCCUGUCGAUGUCGGGGGAGAUGUAUGGACAAGUGGGGCACAUGCUGCCCCCACAGGUCGGUGUCCCUCCCCAAAGCCUCAUGUCCCCCCAGCAGCUGAGACAGAGGAGCAUGUCGUUAGAUACAUCCAUCAGCUUUGUCCCUGGACUGGGAAACACUGCCAACUUACCCUUCUAGCUUCUCCCCUUUUCGUACAAUUAGGACUUACGCAAGUUGAGAAGCCGCGGUGAUGAGUGUGGGGUGGGAGAGGGAAUUAAAGUAAUUUUAUUACAAAACAAAAUGAGGCCAGAAACAGAAAGAGUUUAUACCAAGACGGGGUAGGGUGGGGCGGGGAGAAGUCAAAAAAAUAUUUUUUAACAGAAUGAGCUCGGAGAAAGACUUCCAGACAUUUGUGUUUUCAAUUUAUUUUUAAUCUCAAUCUCUCUCUCUCUCUCUCUCUCUCGUUUGGUUUCCUCACCUGCUGUUGUGCAAAGGGAUUUUUAUUAUUGCUGUAUAUAUUCUGCCUUGGUCUGUGAUUUGUUUUUACAGUUCCUGUAACUCUGUUUUCGCUAGAAAACUGUGACAGGGAAAUUGCUGGAAGCAGACCCUCUUCCCAUACAGAAGAUCACUGUUUCAAAGUUCCCCAGCAGCAGGUUUCUGAGAUGGCACGGUUAGAGUCUGGUGGCUGGUCCCAUAGUGUCGUGGGCCUGUCAUUUUGUGGUUUAAUGAAGAAACUGUGCUCAUGGUGCUAUGGACCUGCAACACAAUGGGACUACUUUCAUAGUGAGGAUUGAGGGGAUGGAGGGGUGGGGGGGAAGUGGUUAUAGGGCUGUUUGGUAUUGAUCACAUACCUAACCCCUGUUUCACCCCCACCCUUUGUGGGGUUGGAAUGCAGCUAUACAGCCCAGUUGACUGUGGGCAUCAAGGGAGGGAGUUUGAGACUUUUAUCUUGGAGCCUGUGGACCUGUGAUUGUUAGGGAUUGACUCUGAGCUGAUAGCACGCUGUGUCAGCUCAGUGCCUGAGGGCAGUGUUUAUCAGGCCAUGAUCUUUCAUAUCAACGUUAGGAACUGGCCAGGAUUCCUGAGAAAUUUGGAGCUCUGAGAAUGGAAUUUUGGUUAUUUAUCUCCCAUCCCGAACACAGCAACCGCCUCACAGAGUGUAAAGCCUCCACUGUUGGGGAUUUGGAGUCGGCUCUAUAACAAUUUACACUGUUGAGACAUUAAGUUCAAGUUGUGAGUGUUUACACAACACAGAGCUGGGCCAUCAGCUCCAAUGAUCUGACCAGUGGCAGGUCUCCCUCCUCACUGCAGAACUGUUGUACCACCAAUACAUGAGGGUUAACUUGUGGUUAAUCUCCAGGCUCCCUCAGGUCACUGGGUAGUUAACCACUUUUAAUAAAAUGUUGUCGAUACAGGACCCCCCCCACCCUCACUUCAGUGAGAGUUGAGGAUGCCAAGUUUAUUAUUCAGUCUGAGGAGCAUUAGCACCUCCAUCUGCCCUCAAAGAGCUGGGUAGCUGUCACUCUGUGGUCCCAAAGAGCUGGGUAGCUGUCACUCUCUGGUCCCAAAGAGCUGGGUAGCUAUCACUCUCUGGUCCCAUACCAGUAGCUUCUCUGCCCCAGAGUGAAGCUGUUUUGCCUCCAGCUCAUAUCACUCUCCAUCGGCUGUGGAUGGAAGUGGGGUUUUAAAAAAAAAUAUGUAAAAUCACUCAUGCUCCUGAUCCCUCUGUUUCCAGAGAAAUGUUUGGUUAAAUCACAUUUCCACCCCCUUGGGUUUCAAUUAUAAACUAUUUUUUCCAAUCAAACGUGAGAGUUCUGUUUCCCUGAGUGCUGGUGGGAGCUGCCCUGGGGACUGUGGUUAUACGGUAGCCCUGCCCUCGUAUCUGGGUCAGGCUGCACUGAGCACUGGUCACUUGUCUAUUUGCACAGGGUAAUGAGGAAGGGGGCAGGCAGUUUGGCUGGUCAUCCACUGAUAUGACCUCUCACUGGGCAAAAUAAUGGGUUGUGAUUCCAUGACCCCUCAAAUUUAGCAAUAUCCUGGAGCACAACAGGAGAGAUAUUGAUUGAUUAAUAAUUGGGGCUGGAGGUGUGCUGGGUGAAGAGAUUAGCCCCUACCCCUGCUGUAUCUGAACCCUGCUCCUUAUCCCAGGCUGUGAAAACCUGCCCCCAGGGGGUGGUGCUGGUACUAUUUCAGGGGGUGCUGACAGGGAGCAGAAUGCAGUCUGACCCAUGCACUUGCCUGUGGGAUAGUUGGUUUUGAGAGGGGUGUUUCUCUUCAGGAGAGACUCACAUCAGGAACCUUCAGUCCCUGAAAACCUUGGCUCAGUGAGCUGGGGGUUUCGCCAUGGGUCCAGGAGUCUCAUGACAUGUGGCUCUAAAUGGUGGGGGUCCCUAGGAUCCUAAGGGGAAAAGGGUCUCUCUGACAGAUUUAACUGUCACAGCCCAUCCAUCAUUUGAAACAUUUUUUUUUGCACCUUUUGGUCCAGAAACUGGUUUUGUUUCUUUGUUUAUACAGUUCAGACAUUCAUAAAAUAAAUCCAAUUUUAAAAAAAACAAUUUGUAAGAAAACUAUUUUUGUUAAGAGGAAAAUGCUGUUGAUUUUUCUGACUCCUGGAACAAGCCACAGGAAUUAACACAUGGAAUUUCCCCACGGUCACAACAAGGAAUUUAGUGGGGCAAAGGUGAGAACACAAAACACUCUGGGGAGGAGGAGAAAUGGAGUUGGGAGAAACUGUCAUAGCUCUGGAAUACCCUCUCCGCUCCAUUUUCCUCCUUCAAGAAU
Molecule: messenger RNA, 3923 nt
Organism: Rhincodon typus (whale shark)
Lineage: Eukaryota; Metazoa; Chordata; Chondrichthyes; Orectolobiformes; Rhincodontidae
Product: B-cell CLL/lymphoma 9-like protein
Exons: 2
Biological process (GO): negative regulation of transforming growth factor beta receptor signaling pathway; canonical Wnt signaling pathway; positive regulation of transcription by RNA polymerase II
Cellular component (GO): beta-catenin-TCF complex
Molecular function (GO): beta-catenin binding; transcription coactivator activity
Source: RefSeq, a predicted model, not a curated record